GCUCUCUCUCUCUCUCCUCCCACGACGACGACGAAGAGGACGAAGAGCUCCGAGUCCUCUCUCUCUCUAGAGAUCCACCGUUGGAUUCGAAUCGGACGGCGCAGAGGAGCUUUGGGAUCUCACCUUCUUGAGCUUCUCUUUGAUCCGAUCCACGGUAGUUUCCUUUAAAGUCGGCGACGACUCAUGGCGGCGACGCCGAUUUCUGGAGCCGGCGCCGAGUACCUCAAGCUCGUGCGCGACACAUUCCCACCUGGCAAGUUCAUGGAUUUCUGCGCAAUAUUCUACUCCCGCAUGAUCAAAAGGAUAAGCCUAAGGGGGCUGGCACUGAGGAUGCAGGUGCUGCUCCAAGGGCACAAAGAGCUGCGCCUGGGUCUCAACCACACAUACCUGCUUCAGGGGUAUGAGCUUAACAUUGAAGACGAGGAGAAGCUCCCUCGCACAGUCGCAGAAGCGGAAGCUCUCCUCCAAAAGAUAAAGGAUCGUUUGGAAGAGUCUCGAUACGGACGGUUUUCGCGGGCUCUUGAACAAUUUGCUACGUUUCCGAAGCCGCCCAUCAUUCGCAUUUUCAGAUUGUUUUCAUUGAGCCUUAUGGCGCACGAUGAUUUGUUCGAGGAAUUUACAAAAUUCUUGCCCCCCGACAUGUUGGCGAUCCGAGACGAUGUUCCUUCUUUUCCCGAGAGGGUUAGAACGACCGGCGGUGGUGGCGACGGUAGCGAUAGUACCUGCGGCAUAUCCGAGUACGUCGAGCUCUUGCGCGACACACUCCCACAUGGCAAGUUCAAGGAUUUCUGCGCUGUACUCGAGUCCUACCGGGACCACAGGUUAAGCUCAAGGGGGCUGCUACUGAGGGUGCAGGUGCUGCUCCAAGGGCACAAAGAGCUGCGCCUGGGUCUCAACGCAAACCUGCCUCAGGGAUAUGAGGUCGACGUUGAAGACAAGGAGAAGCUCCCUCGCACACUCGCAGAAGCGCAAGCUCUCCUCCAAAAGAUAAAGGAUCGUUUCCCAGAGUCUCGAUACACAUCGUUUUCGAGGAAUCUAGAACAACUUGGGACGUUCCCGAAGCCACCCAUCAUUGGCAUUUUCAGAUUGUUUUCAUGGAACCUUACUGAGCACGACGAUUUGUUCGAGGAAUUUACAAAAUUCUUGCCCCCUGAUACGUUGGCAAUCCGAGAUGAUGUUCCUUCCUUUCCCGAGAGGGUCAGGACGACCCGCGGCGGUGGUGCCGGACCUAGAGAAAUUAUGUCAGCGAUGAACAAGCGAGACAAUUUCCAGAGCCACGUCGUCGACGCUAGCGAUAGUAGCGACGGCAGCAGUGGCUGAAGCUCGGAAGUUUUCUCACGAAAGAGACAGAGAGUUAAAGAGGAAAAGAGUGGAUGAGAGAUAUAUAAGGAGGGUUCAAAAGGGGCUGUGAAUAAUACUUGGAUUUGAUAGGUGGGGUUUAGAAUUUUGGAUUAAUUGUACAGUUGUGUCCCUUUAAAGUGUAUAAUCACAAAAUAGUCAGGUUGAACCUCUCUCUCUCUCUCUCUCUCUCUCUCUCUAGAGAUCCACCGUCGGAUCGGAAUCGGACGGUUUUAAUUGAAGAGAGGUUUAAAUCUGCAGCUUAAAAGGGAGUUCUUCAGGU
Messenger RNA from Ananas comosus (pineapple), 1621 nucleotides. RefSeq names its product paired amphipathic helix protein Sin3-like 2. The transcript has 11 exons. Bases 184 to 1320 code for a protein of 378 amino acids. Gene Ontology annotation, biological process: regulation of DNA-templated transcription. Lineage: Eukaryota; Viridiplantae; Streptophyta; Magnoliopsida; Poales; Bromeliaceae. Gene Ontology annotation, molecular function: transcription corepressor activity. The record is from RefSeq and is a predicted model, not a curated record.